AUGUCUCAAUCAUGUUCGAUAAAGAAAUGCAUUCGUACAUCACGUGGACUGUGUGAUUGUUGUCAACAAAAUCUUUGUUUACAACAUUUAAAUGAACAUAAUGCCUCACUCGUUUCUCAACUCAAUCCUUUGAUUGAUGAAAUUAAUGCACUUAGUGAUUGUCUCAAAACACUAAAUAUUCAAAAAACAAUUGCGAAUAGUCGUGAAAAACUUGAACAAUGGCGUGAAGAUUGCCAUAAUAAGAUUGACUGUUUUUUUGAAGAAAAAUGUCAAGAACUUGAUCAACUUAUUAAUGAAAAAGUUGAUCAACAACGAGAAGAACUCAAACGAAUGCAUUUGAAGAUGACUGAACUCAUGAAUACACAAGAAACAACUCGUCAAGAUAUCGAUCUAUUGAAAUCAACUAUUCGUCAACUUGAAAGAAAUAUGAACAACAUUGAACAAAAAUGUUUUACAAUCAAUACUCGCCCAUUAAUAAUUGAUGAAACGUUCGUUUUUAUUAAGAAAACGACUGAACAAGAGCUUGAUCUAUCAACUCUUUCGCCUGUAUGCAGAAAAAUUACUAGUCCUGAAGGCACUUUUGGAUCACUAACUAGCAAUGAUCAACAUUUAUUGAUACAUCAAGAGCCAUAUUUAUGUUUAUUUGAUCAAGACAUGAAUAUUAUCAGACAAACAUUAUGGCCUUACGAUGCAAUUCGUGACAUGUGCUGGUCGUCAAGAUUAGAUCGAUUCAUUGUACUUGAAAAAAAUAAUAUCUAUCUCAUUAAUGAAAAUACAAUGUCAAUUGACAAUGUGCACACAAUUGAAGAACGGGAAUGGUUAUCAUGUACAUGUUCUGACACAGUUUUAUUUGCAAGCACCGCUGAAUGGGGUUCAUCUAUUAUGGAAUUCACAUUACUCUCGACGAUCAAAUUGAUUAAAGAAUGGAAAUGUCCUCUUACAUGUACCAAAGAUGAAGCUAUCAAUAGUAUCGUUUACAAUCACGAAAAUCUCGCUCUGAUGAUUAUGAAUAAAUCCAAGAAAUCACUACGCAUUGAAUUGAGAUAUGCAAAGACGCUUAAUCGCAUUUGGUUACUUCAACUUGAUAUUAGAUGGGUCCAAAAUAAAGCAUUUCGAUGUUGUUCACUUUCUUGUAAUGAAUGGCUCGUUGUUGACUACGAGACUGGACGCCUAUUACAGAUUACAAAAGAUGGAAAAAUAAAGAAAACAAUUCAAUAUCAUCCGAUUCCUUACUGUGCUACUUUGUUUGACCUAAAUAAGCUAGCUGUAUCAACUGUGAAUGGCGUAAACCUGCACACAACUUAA
Molecule: messenger RNA, 1305 nt
Organism: Rotaria sordida
Lineage: Eukaryota; Metazoa; Rotifera; Eurotatoria; Philodinida; Philodinidae
Source: the annotation of a GenBank genome assembly